AUGUUGCAGCCGCAUGGAGCAACUUCUCUCGGACACUUUCUCCGGUUGCACCAACAGCAUAACGGUCUUCACCAAUUACACCCCACACAGCAACAGCACGGACACCUUCAACCUCAAAUUGUACCAUCGCAACAUCAUCAACAACAGUCACAACAAGUAGGUUCUCCGCAACAGAUUGGAGCGACCGGUAUUCCGGUAUCGUCGGUCCUGAACGGUCAACACAACGUCGGCACAGACGUCGCAAGUGGCGGAGCAAAACCGUUCACGAUCGCCGCGAUUCUAGGAUUGCAACAGGAAGACGGAACCGAUUUAGGAGCUGUCAUGAAUCUUAGUCUUCAUCGAACUAAUGUCCAGUCAACAAACAUAUCCGGCCCACGGCUUAUGCAUCCUAGUCACAGACACGAACACACGAUAGGAAAGAAAGGAUCAUCGAAAAGCAAAAGAGUUCGGACGAUAUUCACACCUGAACAACUUGAACGACUUGAAGCCGAAUUCGAGCGGCAGCAAUACAUGGUUGGACCAGAGAGAUUAUAUUUAGCACAUACCCUACAACUUACAGAAGCACAAGUAAAAGUGUGGUUCCAAAACCGCCGCAUAAAGUGGCGCAAACAUCACCUGGAAGUGACUCAGCAGCGACUCGCCAUGAUCAGGCAGCGGCAGCUAGGAUGCGCCACUCCCCGAUACGAUGUGGAACCCGCCGGCAACCUGUCCGACUCGAUGGACACGGGCAGUUCGCCUGAAGAUUCAUGA
This is a messenger RNA of Ctenocephalides felis (cat flea), 750 nucleotides long. Its product is annotated as homeobox protein MOX-2-like. The transcript is spliced from 3 exons. The coding region runs from base 1 to 750 and encodes 249 amino acids. Gene Ontology annotation, molecular function: DNA binding; DNA-binding transcription factor activity, RNA polymerase II-specific. Gene Ontology annotation, biological process: central nervous system development; neuron differentiation; regulation of DNA-templated transcription. The record is from RefSeq and is a predicted model, not a curated record. Lineage: Eukaryota; Metazoa; Arthropoda; Insecta; Siphonaptera; Pulicidae.